Chlorella variabilis is the source of this 282-nucleotide messenger RNA. RefSeq lists its product as hypothetical. Gene Ontology annotation, cellular component: cytoplasm. Gene Ontology annotation, molecular function: glutathione disulfide oxidoreductase activity. The annotation marks the transcript as partial. The record is from RefSeq and is a predicted model, not a curated record. Gene Ontology annotation, biological process: cellular response to oxidative stress. NCBI's taxonomy places the organism in Eukaryota, Viridiplantae, Chlorophyta, Trebouxiophyceae, Chlorellales, Chlorellaceae. The transcript has 3 exons.
GCGCAGUUUGUGACGCGCACCAUCACCGAGAACCGGGUCGUCGUCUUCUCCAAGUCGUACUGCCCCUACAGCAUGCGCGGCAAGGCCGUCAUGCGGCGGCACCUGGGCGAGGGCGGCGUGGCGGUGGUGGAGCUGGAUGAGCGGGACGACAUGGCUGAGCUGCAGGAUGAGCUGCAGCACGUCACGGGCGGCCGCACCGUGCCCCGGAUCUUUGUGGACCAGCAGUUCAUCGGCGGCGCCGACGAUGUGGCCGCGCUGGACAGCAGCGGCGAGCUGGAGCGG